UCCAGUAGACUACCAGAGUCAACGCGCGACAUUUGAAUUCAUUCUGGAUUCGUUGAGCCUGGCUGACUACCCUGCUACUUACUUCUCCAUUUACUUCAUGUUGAGCCAAAUGCAGAGCCCUCCAUCACAAAGCCUUCUAUUGCAACCUCGUCAGAUGGACUUUUCUCUUCGUAAACUGUUUCUGCUGGCCUGUGUCUUCUACACAGAAGCAAAAGAAGAUUUGUAUCUGCUUGAAGGACAUCAUGUGAAACUGGACAUCCAGGGUCAUGAGCAACUUAGGAGAGAGAAUAUAGAUUUUGUACACUGGAUUUUCCACAAACCAUUUGUCAGAUUUUAUCCUGUAACAGAGAGACUGUUUUUACUUCCAGACUAUAGGCCUAAUGGCACCUUGGAGUUUGAUUCUAGAAACUUCUCUAUGAAAUUGAAAAACCUUCAGAAAAAUGACAGUGGGCUCUACAGAGGAGAGAUUGGUACUGAAGAUAAGAUCUUGGUUACUGAAUACUCACUCUCCAUCCAAGAACCAGUCACAACCCCAAACCUGAUGGUAGACUCUAACUGGUCCAGCAGUGACUCCUGUAAUGUCACCCUGACCUGCAGUGGUCGUGACCUCUCUGUGACCCUCAUCUGCAACGGCAGCACCUGCAUGCACGAGGGAGGAGCAUUCACUGACCACAAACUGAUUGUCAUAGUUAGAGAUGACAACAUUCUUUGUAACUACAGCAACCAAGUUAGCUGGAGUGAGGCUGUGUUAGAAAUGGGAGAAGUCUGCCCUUUUUACAUAGGACAAAAGAAGGCCUCCUCAGAAACUGAAAUGUCAUCAUGGUGCUUGAUUGGCAUCAGCUGCUCUGUGGGCCUUACAGUUUUUACUGCUUUUGCUCUCUUGAUGUUACGCCACAGAGUUACGACACAGAGAAAUAAAGGUGGAAAUGCAACAGAUUACUAUUCUGAGGUUGCUCAUCCACCGAAUCAAGCAGAAGCUCAGACCCUCACCCACAGCUCUGCAUCCUCCCCCUCCCAGCAUGUUUUAUUCAAGCAACCCCACCAGGAUGAGGGAUUUUAUUCUCUUUUAAGGCUGUAAGCUAAGUCUGCCCCCUGCUGGCAGUGUCUUUCCUGUAGACCUUAGCAGGCCCUCCUGCUUUUAAAAAAACAUAUUGUGUCAUAAUGUGCCAUUGAGAACAGUUGUAUUAUAUUGUAGAUGAAUGAACUAACUGAAAAACAAAAUGUAUAUAAUGUGUUUGUUUAUCUCAUAUUGAGUUGUAAGCA
Molecule: messenger RNA, 1263 nt
Organism: Alosa alosa (allis shad)
Lineage: Eukaryota; Metazoa; Chordata; Actinopteri; Clupeiformes; Clupeidae
Exons: 7
Coding region: 98-1078 (326 amino acids)
Source: RefSeq, a predicted model, not a curated record